ACGUGUCGGUCGUGUGAUUGCGGAGCAGCCGUGUUUUGGGUUGUGUGGUUUUACGAUUUAGACAUUUGAGGGAGGAGUUGCGGCGGAAAAAAACUUGACCAGUAACUUUUGCAAGAUUUCUCUGACUGCUUCUACGGCUUCAACUUUUUGUUUUUAUAGAAAAAAAAGAAAUAAAGAGCUUUUUCUUUACGUAUAGUCAAAGAAAUUCACUCUUAUCAAAUUUCAACGAUUACCUACUUGCUAUAAGCAGUAAGGUUCCAGUUGUACGUGUCAAAUGAAAAUCGUGUGAAUACGACAUUCAGUAAAUGUGGUUUCCGGAAUAUCGAUAAAAUAAUUGCUGAAGGGAAAUAAAAUUGCACCAAGUGAAAAUUCGAUUGAUAAAUAGUGAAUCACAAGAAAAAAAUCGGAAAGCGCAAGGCUGAAGUAUUUGUGUUGAAAAGGCAUGUGAAGAAAACAUGCAGUGAAAGGCAAAUAAGUGGAACUAGUGCAGAGUCCCGAUAUAAUGAAAGUGCGAAAUGAAUCGAAGUGAGCGAUAAUCGUAUCGUCUAGGUGAUGCAAAAAUGGAGCAAAACAAAUAGACAAUUCAAUAAAAAUUCGAUUGAAUUAGUGCUCCAGUAGCGGUGCUUUAGCAAAAAUACAGCCGCAGUGGAACAACGACUUGUUUUGUGUCUGACGGCAGAGUUACUAUCCGUAAACUACCAGACACAACAAUGGCCAGGCUGACCGAAGAAAUGGUUAUUGCCAGAUCCAAACAAUCGGAUUUGGCUGCUAUUAAGAAGCUGAAUUGUUGGGGAAGUGAACUUAGCGACGUUUCCAUCAUUCGGCGCAUGCGAGGAGUGGAGGUGUUAGCGUUGAGCGUUAAUCGGAUAAGUACGUUGGCAGAUUUCGAAAAUUGUGUAAAUCUUCAAGAACUAUAUCUCAGGAAAAAUAACAUUACCGACAUUGACGAAUUGGUGUACCUUCAGAACCUUCCGAAGCUAAAAUAUUUAUGGUUGGAAGAGAACCCGUUGGUGGACACCGCUGGACCAAGUUAUCGACAAAUCGUUCUCCGAGCGUUGCCAAAUCUAAAAAAACUAGACAAUGUAGAUGUUACUCCCGAGGAAGUAGCGGAUGCAAUGCGAUCGCCAAUCACUCAGCAUCAAUCGAGACACGAUGUGUACGAGGAUGCUGCGCCACCUUCGACGAACCAACAGCAAUCUUCACAGCACCAACAAUACCGCAAUCAGAGCCCCGUUAUUGAGCAACCGCAAUCCACCACUCCAUCGUCAUCUGCGCCCGUCUUGCCAUCGCAACAGAUGAGUCCGGAAAACACCGAAUCGGAGUGCAUCAGUGAUCCAGCUGAUCGCGGCUCGUUACCAUCCUCUCCAUUGCAGCGAAGUCCUGUGAACCGGGACAGCUACUCUCCACCACAAACCCCGCAUGCAUCGCACUAUACCAGCAAUCAACGCGGCCCUUAUCACCGAUAUGACCGAUCGCCAGGGUCAGACCAGGACAGUCCCGUUUCAGGCUACAGGGAAAGAGUACCAAUAGCACCAAGUAUUUCCACACACUCUAUGAAGGAAUACUACCAAUCCGAUUAUCAGCGACAAAACCCGCCCGCGCACUACCGCCACAGUCAGUUGGACCUCACGGAGUGGGACGAAAGUAACCAGAACCCGCAUCAUAUGAAUAAUAACAAUGGUCAUUCAUCGAACCAUGUGAGCGGCUAUAACCACGCGCCUCAUGGCCAUCCCAAUCGGCGCAGCAUUGGAGGAAAUAGUGAACGAGAUCUGUAUCAAUAUCGCAAUGGCAAUGCUAAAGGAUCCGAUCCACGCGAUGAAUGGGAAGACGUCGAUCGGCGGAGAAACGAAAACAGGCGUUCAGAUUCAAAAUUCAACGACAACGCAAGUGUAAUAUCAAAUGCCGUUCUAAAUCAUUUUGCUGGCGUUCAUCGGAGACCUGUGAAUAGAAAUUCCAACUUACUCUCCGCCACGCUUUGUUUAGUGAAGGAACUGGAUUAUCCUAGCUUGGAAGUUGUUGAGCACGCAAUACGCUGUCGUAUUGAUGAACUUGCAGAAUAAAACAGCUUUCUUUGAAUUUGGAUUUCGGCUACCAAUUUGGCACUUUAACAGUUUCAAUAUUUAACAAUGCAGCAUGAGAUCAAACUGUGGUAAUUUUUGUUUUUCUUUAUAGAUAUUUAACUAUUCGUUUACCGUCUCGAUACGUACUGCUUAAAUAAACCAUCUGCCGGUUGUAAACAUAAAUUAAAAUAUUUUCUUAACUGUAGAAGCAGGGAACAGUAACGGUUCUGAGAUAUUAUAUAUUUGUAAACAAUGUUUUCUGAUUACAAAAACAAUAACUUAACUAAGUUGUGAUUCGUACGAAGUGAGAAAAGACUUAAAAAUCCACACCCAUGUCAGCGUGAAAGGUGAUGAAAUUAAACGAUAAUAGCCCAGAUAGAUCAAGAACAACAAUAUAAAAACAAAAAUCUGCCAAUUUUGUUAUAAAGAAUAGUACUAGGGUAACUGUUUCAUAAAACUAACACCUUCUAGGAAGACCCGUUUAAUUACUAAGUGUUGAUAUGCUUAUAACAAUGAAUCAACAAAAGAUGUGUACCAUGGAUAGAAAUUAAACCCAACGGAAACAUCUACUUUGUCGCCUUCUAGGUUCUCUUAUUAGCAGCGUUAGUGUAAUGGAAUAGCAUUUUUAAAAUAUUUUGCAGCUUUGAAAUCAGUCCAAUAUCAGUACAAACGUAGAUGGAUGCAAUAAAGUAUAGAAGGACAAUAUUGACAGCAUAGUGUCUCGCGAAAGGUACGUUAGUGUUACCUCUGAGUAUUGUGUUGUAUGACAGAAACGUGAGAAGUGUGAGAAAAAAUGCGUGCAAGAUUGCUUUCAACUUUGUUUCGGACUAAUGCGACAUCUGUUCCUCGAGUUGUGCAAUUAAAAUCAGUCAAGCAAAAAUCGUCCAGAGAUAAUUUUAUUGUAUAUUUUGUUUGCAACAUACUCCUCACCAGUUCCGUUAUUGUAAUUAUGGAAGGAACAAAAGCGUUUUUAUCGUUGAGCAAUAUAGUUGGUACGCAAAUUAAUUUCUGAAGUAUUUAAUACGAUUUAUUAAUAAAUAACU
Molecule: messenger RNA, 3103 nt
Organism: Sabethes cyaneus
Lineage: Eukaryota; Metazoa; Arthropoda; Insecta; Diptera; Culicidae
Exons: 10
Coding region: 711-2060 (449 amino acids)
Biological process (GO): cytoskeleton organization
Molecular function (GO): protein binding
Source: RefSeq, a predicted model, not a curated record